AUGACCACAUCGUCUCUCUCAUCACCCCCAGAGGGUACAGCAGCAACAGCAGCACCACCAAAAACAGAUGUCCCCGUCCUCAUCUCAGGAGCAGGACCAACAGGCCUCCUUGCCGGCAUCCUCCUCGCGAAAAUGGGUAUCCGCACCCACAUCAUCGAGCGCGACAUGACCGUCUCUCCGCUCUCUAAAGCAUUCUCUCUCCACCCGCGGACUUUAGAAAUCCUUCGACAAACCGGUCAGGACCUCUCGACUCGGUUCGAGAAACAGUCUUUAGAGUGUCAUAUGGGAAGGAUGUAUUUUGGAGGCAAGUUGACGGCAGAGUUACAAUGGACGCCCGCAAUGGAGUCGCAGUUUCACCAUACUUGGGGUCUCCCUCAGACUUCGACUGUGAGGCUGUUGACGGAAGAGUAUGAGAGGACUGGGAUGGGAUAUAUUGAUCGCGGGUGGGAGUUGGUCGACACCAAGGUCGUCGAGGACAUUGUUGGCAAAAAGACCACGUCGUGGGUUGAGACAACCAUCCGCAGAGCGGUCGAGGGGACGAACUCGCGGAAGGGCGAGAGCGCGGUUUUGGGAACUGUUGAACAGGCGGGAGAGGAUGAAGGGAAGCAAUACGAGAUUAAGGUUGUCAAGUCCGAUUUCUUAAUUGGUGCCGAUGGAGGGCGUUCGACUGUGCGCCAUGUCCUCGACAUCCCUUUUCCUGGCAGGACCCGCGAUGCAAACAUCAUCCUCUUUGACGGACAUAUUGACACUGACAUACCCCUGGAUGAGAUGGCCAACUUGCAUGCAGUCGGCAUGUUUCCCCUCAACGGCAACCGUGUCCGCUUCCUCCUCAGCGACGGGACAUUGACCGAGGAAGAGUUUGCAGCCCGCAAGGUCAAGACGCCAACCAAAGAGUACUUUGAGAGGCUCCUCGAGGAGACUGUCACUCCGCACAAGGUCAAGAUCCUCAGCUACAACUGGUUGACUUACUACCGAGCCAAUGAACGGCGCGCUACGGAAUUUGUGUACAAACAACGCAUCAUUCUUGCGGGCGAUGCAGCUCACACCCACUCUCCCAUGGGCGGACAAGGAUUGAACACAGGACUGCAAGACUCAUACAACCUAGCAUGGAAAAUCGCUAUGGUCCUCAAAGGCACAGCACCCCUUUCACUCGUCGACUCCUACAACGAGGAACGCAUCCCGAUCGCAGACGAAAUCAUCCAACUGUCCUCCAAGAAUCUGAAUUUUUUUGUCUCCGAGAGCUACUGGUUCUUUCAGGCCAGAAAAAUCGGUCUGGCUUUAUUCUCGUACCUGGCGCCGUACUUGCCUACAGGCACUGGUGGCCCUACUUUUGCAAUGCUGGGUCUUCGAUACUACAAGAACUCAUUAAACAAGGAGCACGCCACACAUCACUACGCGCCAACGGCACCAGCAUCCAUCGGUAGACGAGCCCCCGACGAUAUUGUAUACCCACUCGCCGCAGACUCCACUCCAGUUCGCCUGUACAACCUAAUGGACAUCCUCGGCGCAUUCCAGAUUCUGGUCUUCACAGCCGACUGCCAAGUUCAGAAACAUGGCCUUGAGGCGACACUCUUUACUGAUGUUGAACACUACCAAAGAUCUUGGCUCGCUCGAUGGCCCGGUACCGGAACAGGCGCUGCUACGGGUGUGGCGGCGUCGAAGGCGUCACCUCAGUUCAUGGUCCAUAUCAUUUCUCAUCCUGGUCUGGACGCGACCAUUGGUGACAACGACCUGAAGAAGGGGUCAGGAUAUGGCAAGAUGUAUUUGGAUUCCGAGGGUGGAGAUUUGCAUCGAAGGUACGGCAUCACGGCCAAGGGUGGGAUUGUAGUCGUCCGACCAGACACACAUAUCUCGUACCGCGUCGAGUCUUUUGAUAAAGCAGCCUGGGUUGAUGUGGACAAGUACUUUGGAUCGAUCCUUUGCAGGUCAUAG
This is a messenger RNA of Linnemannia hyalina, 1932 nucleotides long. Lineage: Eukaryota; Fungi; Mortierellomycota; Mortierellomycetes; Mortierellales; Mortierellaceae. The record is from the annotation of a GenBank genome assembly.